Papilio xuthus (Asian swallowtail) is the source of this 432-nucleotide messenger RNA. The record is from RefSeq and is a predicted model, not a curated record. Lineage: Eukaryota; Metazoa; Arthropoda; Insecta; Lepidoptera; Papilionidae.
UCAGACCAAACAAAUAAAACUAAACCAAAAUGUACAAGAUAAUAUUACUGGCCACCAUCGCCAUGGCUGCCGCCAAGCCCAGCGUGGUUCCCGCUGCAGUGGUGGCUCCAGCGCCGCUCGUAGCCGCGUCAGCCCCCGUGGUGAUGGCUUCCAGCUCACAGUAUAUCGCACGCAACUACAACGGCCUGGUGGCUGCGCCGCUGGUGGCUGCACCUGCGCCGUACAUUGCUCCGGCAGCUCGUUUUGUAGCCCCUGCCGCGCCUUUGGUCUCAGCAGCUGCUCCGUUGUACGCGCGCUAUGCUGCCCCCUAUGUUGCUGCUCCAUACGCAGCUGCACCUUACGUAGCCGCGCCUGCCCCUAUUGUAGCUUACUAAGAAUGACCUAACCAUUUUGUACAUACCAAAUAUACCAGUUAAAAGAAUUAUGCUAUAA